AUGCACAAGAGAGCACAGAAAAGACACAAGGAGAUUCCUGGAAGCGAACGCACAAGAGAGCACAGAAAAGACACAAGGAGAUUCCUGGAAGUGAAAGCACAAGAGAGCACAGAAAAGACACAAGGAGAUUCCUGGAAGCAAAAGCACAAAAGAGCACAGAAAAGACACAAGGAGAUUCCUGGAAGCGAACGCACAAGAGAGCACAGAAAAGACACAAGGAGAUUCUUGGAAGCGAAAGCACAAGAGAGCACAGAAAAGACACAAGGAGAUUCCUGGUGGCGAACGCACAAAAGAGCACAGAAAAGACACAAGGAGAUUCCUGGAAGCGAAGCACAAGAAAGCACAGAAAAGACAAGGAGAUUCCUGGAAGCGAAAGCACAAGAAAGCACAGAAAAGACACAAGGAGAUUCCUGGAAGCGAACGCACAAGAGAGCACAGAAAAGACACAAAGAGAUUCCUGGAAGCGAAAGCACAAGAGAGCACAGAAAAGACACGAGGAGAUUCCUGGAAGCGAACGCACAAGAGAGCACAGAAAAGACACAAGGAAAUUCCUGGAAACGAAAGCACAGGUAA
This is a messenger RNA of Macrobrachium nipponense, 573 nucleotides long. RefSeq names its product pre-mRNA-splicing factor 38B-like. The record is from RefSeq and is a predicted model, not a curated record. The coding region runs from base 1 to 573 and encodes 190 amino acids. Lineage: Eukaryota; Metazoa; Arthropoda; Malacostraca; Decapoda; Palaemonidae. The transcript has a single exon.